CAGACGCGAGUCUUCUCUCUGUCCGGUGAACCUUAUUCUCAGGGCAGUGCCAUUCUUAUGUCACCGUGGACCAGCCUACCAUCUACCCGUGCAGGAUCCGUAUGCCCCUGCUUCUCUAGCCGCUUUAGACUGUUGCAGAACCCGAACUCUAAUCUUAGCCGGAUCAAGUCCGCAAGUGACUACUUAUCAUGGUGCGGCACCCGCUCAUAGAUGGCGUCCCCAGAAUCGGCAUCGUUCCACUCCUUUUGUCCUCGAUAGGUGCCGUUAGAUAUGGAAGCGCCAAAAGUCGAAGCGGCCCGCUCCGGGCAAGGCACUGGUAAGCUUCUCUCCGGUGUUCAACGGCUCAAGCCAGACAGGGCCUCGUACCUGCGGCAAACCAUCGUCUACCUUGCACUCCUUGUCCCGUCGUACGCUCAAUCAUAUGUUGGCGGCGACCUCUCGAGCCAGGCACCCUACGGCGUGCCGCCUCAAGUCUUUUCCUCGGCAAUAUCCUCCCCCGUGGCCGACGCCAGCUUCCCGAUCCGCGGCUACAACACGUCCAUUCCACCGGGCGGCACCGAUGGGACCGGGAGCCACAUCCACGGCUGGUCCAUCAACGUCGGCGUCGCCGAGAACGUGCCGCUGACGGACUCGGACUAUGCCGGCAUCGACAGGGACAACAAGUGCAUCGACGCGGCGACGUUGUCCAUCACCCCGCCGGCUGACAUAACCACCUGCGAUGAGGAUGGCUGGCGUGUCUGCGCCGUAGUCUUCGCGGAUGGGUUGGGCGGCAGUGCUGUGAACAAGGACGUCCAGGCUAAGUCGGACGGCAGUUGCUCGUCGCUGCUGCCGGACGACUGCAUCCGAAAGCUGCAGGCAGAUGGUGUUGCGAAAGGAGCCAAGGCCAAGGGCAGUGGAUGUGCGGAUCUGAAAAUCCCCGACGAAUGUGCCUCGUACUUUUCCGGGGAGGAUGGCACUGCUUAUAAAAUCUCACCUGUCGGAGGGCCAGAGUACAAAGACCGGCGUUCUCCGUUCUUUGCGUGGGGAUCCAAGCCCAUCUUCAAAGGCAAUAAGACGUCCCUCGCAUCCACGAUGAAGCCGGUCUGGCCCGUGCUGUUGACAUGGUCGCACUUUACCGACACCGGUGAGGUCCAUGACAGCGCUGGACAUCUGUCUUGCGUUAACACGCCGAGUUCGAAACAAGUAGCAACCGGGGAUUCAAGCAGCGAUGGAACCAGCUUCAAGAACGGCGCUUGGGGAGUGGCAGUUCUGCUGGGCGUGGUCAUGUCAAGUCUGGUCCUAGUUUGAAGUCCUGGCGGCAACUGUACGGUCAUCUUAUG
Molecule: messenger RNA, 1319 nt
Organism: Canariomyces notabilis
Lineage: Eukaryota; Fungi; Ascomycota; Sordariomycetes; Sordariales; Chaetomiaceae
Exons: 2
Coding region: 271-1287 (338 amino acids)
Source: RefSeq, a predicted model, not a curated record